GCGUACUCAACAACGAGCAAACAUGGCUGCCUCCUGUAGCAGAGGCGUGAGGUCGCUCUUAUGGAAUUAUGAGACUUGCAAAAAAGGCUUAUGUGUGUCCUUAUCAAGAACAUGUCUGCGGCUGCCCGUCAGACAGAUUUGUGUGUCUGCUUCUGUGUGGAGAAAGAACUUGGCAGCUGCAGGCCCAAAGAAAUACACAGAAGAGUUUAUCAAGAAGCAGGUGGAGGAGUUUGAGAUUGGCAAACGUCACCUGGCCAACAUGAUGGGGGAAGACCCAGAAACAUUCACACAGGAGGAUAUUGAUAAGAGCAUUGCAUAUCUCUUCCCCUCUGGACUGUUUGAGAAGCGAGCAAGGCCUAUCAUGAAGCAUCCAGACCAAAUAUUCCCAAAACAGACAGCUGUCCAGUGGGAUGCAGAUAGACGUCCUUUCCACUUUCUGUUCUACACAGGGAAACAGUCUUACUACUCUCUCAUGCAUGAUGUGUACGAGAAGAUUUUGGCAAUAGAGCGACACCAAGACAAGAUGAGAAAUAAAGGCCUCUUCACAUCAGAUAGCAAACAAAUUUCGCUAUUUGGAAGCAGGUGGCUGGUGAAAGAGGAAAUGGAGGAGCUUCUGGUUGAGAAUAUUUCAGAUCAAGAUUACAUGCGGUUUAUUCAGCUGAUGGAGAGACUGUUGUCUAUGCCCUACGGCUCUCUGGAAGAGGAGUUUGUACAGAAGUUCCGCAGACAACUGGAGGUUCAGUCCAGUAAACAGGAGAUCGCUCCGCUACAGUAUGACUCACAGGGAAUUGCUUUCAGCGUUGCAGAUGGCAGAAGGAAGUCAGCCAAAGCUAGCAUCACCCUCAGGGAUAGCGGCUCUGGAAACAUCACAAUCAACGGCAGGAACUACCUCCAAUACUUUUCUUUACUACAGGACAGGGAGCAGCUGAUGUUUCCUCUGCACUUUGUGGACAUGCUGGGCAGGUUUGACAUUGAGGGCAGCGUGGAGGGGAGCGGUCACUCGUCUCAGGGCGGAGCUCUGAGAUUGGCCAUCUCACGGGCCCUGCUUAGCUUUGUGUCGGAGGGAGAGGUGGAAAAAAUGAGGCAAGCUGGCCUGCUGACCGCUGACCCCAGAAUCAAGGAAAGAAAAAAGCCAGGCCAGGUAGGAGCACGGAAGAAAUUCACCUGGAAAAAGCGAUGAUCAAAAGCAGCCCUACAGGCCAACAUGACUGGGAUUGUGGAACUUUCCUCUCUCUCAUUGUCACACACUGGUUGUGAUGAUCAUAUCCCGCUAAACAGACAUAAACCAGCCAUGAGGUGAUAUACAAAUAUGGCUAUAGGAAACUAUUCUCUGUGUAUUGUGUCUAUUUAUGAUGUAUUAAAAGAUUUGUCAACAUCUUUCAAUAAAUGUCAAUUUUCUA
Messenger RNA from Triplophysa dalaica, 1400 nucleotides. RefSeq names its product mitochondrial ribosomal protein S9 (gene mrps9). Gene Ontology annotation, cellular component: ribosome; mitochondrial small ribosomal subunit. NCBI's taxonomy places the organism in Eukaryota, Metazoa, Chordata, Actinopteri, Cypriniformes, Nemacheilidae. Gene Ontology annotation, molecular function: RNA binding; structural constituent of ribosome. The transcript is spliced from 11 exons. The coding region runs from base 23 to 1180 and encodes 385 amino acids. Gene Ontology annotation, biological process: translation. The record is from RefSeq and is a predicted model, not a curated record.